UUGCCUAAGAACUUGCAAGGAACUCUAAGGGAAAAUCUGUGUGUUUAGACAACAGAAAAACGUGAUUGACAGAUCAUCAUUACGGUUACAAACUUCUCAGUCCAUGUCAUCGAUUUCUCUAAGUGCAAUGCCUCAGGUCCCUUCUUUGCGACGUAGAACCGCUUUACACCGCUACAUCUCUACUAAAGUCCUAUUGGCUGAGGGUGAGGAGACGCCUUUCACAGAGCAUUGUCGCAACUAUGAAAACAAGUUUCAGAUUCUACAGACAGAGAUUCAAAAGCUGAAGGAUCAGAUGCAGGAGCUGCACAGAGACCUGACCAAGCACCACUCGCUCAUCAACACAGACUCCACCAAGGAGAUCCUGGAGAGAUCUGUACACAUUGACGAACAGAUCACAGCACAAUACUCUGCCAUGCAGACUCUGAGGACUAUGUUCGAGGAGGCAUGUGAGGAGACAUUUCCAAGACUCACGAAUAAGCAGGAUAUCUACGAAGCACAGCUCCAAGAUCUUCUCCAGUUAAAACAGGAAAACUCUUACUUGAUGACUAUUGCACGGCAGAUUGGACCAUACAUUUUGUCUAUAGCAAAAGUCAAGGAGCGCCUUGACCCCAGGUUCCAUGAGCCAAAGGAACUGGAAGAUGACUGCACAGAAACCACAUUGAAAAUCUAUAAAGAUAGAUCAGUGACCAAUAAAUCACAGCACAGGUGAUCAUUUAUCCUGCUAAUGGCUUACAAUAUUCACUACAAAAAAUUAUAU
Clarias gariepinus (North African catfish) is the source of this 757-nucleotide messenger RNA. It is a transcript of the gene rnf207a, whose product is annotated as ring finger protein 207a. NCBI's taxonomy places the organism in Eukaryota, Metazoa, Chordata, Actinopteri, Siluriformes, Clariidae. Bases 104 to 709 code for a protein of 201 amino acids. Gene Ontology annotation, biological process: regulation of heart looping; regulation of cardiac muscle contraction. The record is from RefSeq and is a predicted model, not a curated record. The transcript is spliced from 6 exons. Gene Ontology annotation, molecular function: Hsp70 protein binding; transmembrane transporter binding. Gene Ontology annotation, cellular component: perinuclear region of cytoplasm.